This is a messenger RNA of Anguilla anguilla (European eel), 1938 nucleotides long. RefSeq names its product septin-7-like. The record is from RefSeq and is a predicted model, not a curated record. Gene Ontology annotation, molecular function: GTPase activity; GTP binding; molecular adaptor activity. The transcript is spliced from 13 exons. Gene Ontology annotation, biological process: cytoskeleton-dependent cytokinesis; cilium assembly. The coding region runs from base 298 to 1587 and encodes 429 amino acids. Gene Ontology annotation, cellular component: septin ring; septin complex; cell division site. NCBI's taxonomy places the organism in Eukaryota, Metazoa, Chordata, Actinopteri, Anguilliformes, Anguillidae.
AGGGAGGGGACGAUCGCCUUUCAAGAUUGCGACUACAGUUUUUUAAUUCCAGAAACCGCAUUCGCUGAGCCGUUGUGGUAGUUUACCUGAGUAUUCACGGUUCGAUUUCAUUCAUUUGACUCGGGAGGCAGUCGUUCGUCCUGUUUAAGUUUUUGAGGCAAAGUGUAGACUACAUCGCGUCGCUUCAAGAGCACAGCACAGUUUUGUUAAAAGCUACUGUACAUUUUUAUUUUCGCACAAUUGCUCGUAUUUUAUGUCUGAUUUGUUCGGUUUCUGUGCAACUACCGCCAGAGUAAAAUGAUCGAGAGACCAGAUUCUGCAGUUCCCAGCAUAGCACAGAGGAAUCUGGAGGGGUAUGUCGGCUUCGCCAACCUCCCCAGCCAGGUUUACAGGAAGUCCGUGAAGAGGGGUUUCGAGUUCACGCUGAUGGUUGUCGGUGAGUCUGGUUUGGGGAAGUCCACUCUCAUCAACUCUCUCUUCCUGACUGAGCUCUACUCCAAGGAUUACCCCGGGCCCUCCCAGCGCAUAAAGAAAACUGUGCAGGUGGAGCAGUCCAGAGUGCUGGUGAAAGAGGGCGGAGUCCAGCUCACCCUCACCAUAGUGGACACGCCAGGGUUUGGGGACGCAGUCGACAACAGUAACUGCUGGCAGCCUGUCAUUAACUUCAUUGACAGUAAGUGUGAGGACUUCCUGAAUGCAGAGUCCAGGGUGAACCGUAGGCUGAUGCCCGAUAACAGGGUGCACUGCUGCCUGUACUUCAUCGCCCCCUCUGGCCACGGGCUGAAGCCGCUGGACAUCGAGUUCAUGAAGCGUCUGCACGACAAGGUCAACGUCAUCCCCCUCAUCGCCAAGGCCGACACCCUCACCCCCGAGGAGUGCCAGCUCUUCAAAAAACAGAUAAUGAAGGAGAUCCAGGAGCACCAGAUUAAGAUCUAUGAGUUUCCUGAUGUGGAGGACGAUGAGGACAACAAGCUGAUCCGCAAAAUCAAGGAGAAAAUGCCCCUGGCGGUGGUCGGCAGCAACGUGGUGAUUGAGGUGAACGGGCGGAAGGUCAGAGGUCGUCAGUACCCCUGGGGUGUGGCAGAAGUGGAGAAUGGAGAACACUGUGACUUCACCAUCUUGAGGAACAUGCUGAUCAGGACCCACAUGCAGGACCUGAAGGACAUGACUAACAAUGUUCACUACGAAAACUACCGCAGCAGGAAGCUGGCCGCGGUCACUUGCAACGGAGUGGACAUAACCAAGGCCAGGGGUCAGCUGACCAAGAGCCCGCUGGCGCAGAUGGAGGAGGAGAGGCGGGAACAUGUGAUGAAGAUGAAGAAGAUGGAGACGGAGAUGGAGCAGGUGUUUGAGAUGAAGGUCAAGGAGAAGAAGCAAAAACUGAAGGAUUCUGAAGCAGAGUUGGAGAGGCGUCAUGAGCAGAUGAAGAAGACUCUGGAGGCGCAGUACAAGGAGCUGGAGGAGAAGAGGAAGCUGUUUGAGGAGGAGAGAUCCAACUGGGAGGCACAGCAGCGCAUACUAGAGCAACAGAAACUGGAAGCCUCAAAGACCAUGGAAAAGAACAAGAAGAAAGGGAAAAUCUUUUGAGCCCUUGUGCUGAUCUCCUUGCACUACACACGUGCACACACACAAAUGCACACACACACACACACACAUGAACAAGCACACACACACACACACACACAGUGUGUUUGACAAAAAGGGACUGUUUUCUCUUCUGUGUGUGAAGUUAAUGUAAUGAUAUUGAGAUGCUGUAAACAAGGGCGAUAUUGAUAUUGAGAUGCUGCUCUAUCUUUUAGAUACAUACAGAGAGGACUGUUAGAGCACACACACACAUACACACACAAUCUCUCUGUCUUUCUCUGUCUCACUCACAGGCAUACACACACACGCACAAUCUCUCUGUCUUUCUCUGUCUCACUCACAGGCAUACACACA